CAGUUGUUUCACGGCACUGAAAGGCAGCGGUCAGCCAGCAGAGAUUUCAGUGAUUUUGUAUCCGACGGAUACACAUACUAUACGUACUAUCCCAAAAAAAAAAAAAAAAACUGGCUACUGCCAUAUACGUAAUACUCACCCAAUGCAUUCGGCGCGGUAUCGCUGAUUUAAAUAGCCAACAAUCGCAAGGUCCAGUCUGACUAGUCAGCCAGUCGGUUAGUCGUUUAGUCGGUUAGCCAGGGCGACAGCUGUCGCACGUCUUGUCAGCAUCUUUGCUAGCUGCAACAACAACAACAACAUUAACAACAACAACAACAACAGCAAGAUGGGCCUGUCGGAGACUACAGUGAAGCAUCUGCUGCUGCUGCUAAACUUUGUGUAUGCGGUGCUCGGCUUGCUGCUGAUUGGUUUUGGCAUUUUCUUUCUGGCAUAUGUAACCUCGGUGAGCAUUGGCGAGAAUGUGGCUGGCGGCCUAAUCAUUGGCCUGGGCGUCGUCAUAGUCAUCAUUGCCGUCUUUGGCUGCCUGGCGGCAGCACACGAGUCGCCCAGGCGUCUGCUCUUUUAUGUCGUCUCGAUUGUGGUGCUGAUCCUCAUACAGCUGCUAUUCCUGAGCAUGGUCUCGCAUGGCACCAAGGAUGGCAUCUCGGGCAGCAUUAACGAGGGCUUCGAGCAGCUGUGGGACGCCGAACGCAAUGAGACCGGCGCCUUGGCCUAUUACGAAUCCUGGCUGCACUGUUGCGGCGUCAAUGGCUCCGAGGACUAUGCGGUCAUAAAUCAUGCUGUGCCCCGGAGCUGUUGUCCCGAGCUCAAGUGUACGAAUCCAAGCCAAGUAUACAAUGUGGGCUGCAAGUCACAGUUUGUGGAGUAUCUGGAUGACAGGCUGUUGAUAUUCAAGAUCGUCUGCUGGCUGCUCAUCGUGGGCGAGGCAAUUGGCGCCGCCUUGGGCUGGUUGCUUUUAACGGGCCUGAAGAACCAAGAUCGUCGCAACAAUGCCGUCUGGAUGUAAUCAAAGUCUAACCUUAAGCCUUA
This is a messenger RNA of Drosophila virilis, 1029 nucleotides long. It is a transcript of the gene Tsp42Ei, whose product is annotated as Tetraspanin 42Ei. Gene Ontology annotation, cellular component: plasma membrane. The record is from RefSeq and is a predicted model, not a curated record. NCBI's taxonomy places the organism in Eukaryota, Metazoa, Arthropoda, Insecta, Diptera, Drosophilidae.